Molecule: messenger RNA, 423 nt
Organism: Morchella importuna
Lineage: Eukaryota; Fungi; Ascomycota; Pezizomycetes; Pezizales; Morchellaceae
Exons: 3
Coding region: 1-423 (140 amino acids)
Source: RefSeq, a predicted model, not a curated record
AUGUCUGCACGAGCCGUUGUCCACACAGAUGAACGAUACCGAGAUUAUCAUUUCCUUGACCCAGGUCUUGUGCCUCUGGCAAGGAGCCGCGCACUCACAGAAUCCAAACACAUCCAACACUCAGCUGCUGCACGUCUAAACACUUGCACAGCUCAGCAGCCAUCAGCAGAAGCAACCACCACGCUCAUUCAUCUCUUUGCCUACCAGGAAAAGCCCCUUUGGAAAGCUCCCCCCUCCCCGAACAAAACCCUCGCCCUUCCCGCAGCCCGUGAGCCGUGGCUGCCGUCCUGGACCCUUCACACCUUGAAGAACACGGCUGUUCUCCAGCCCAACCGCCUUCACCAUUCCUUCCACAUCGUCCACCCACCAGACUCAAAUACCCCUUCGUACCCUAGCUUCACCCUCAGCGGCAAGGGAUCGUGA